CCCAUUUUUUUUUUCAUUUCCUAUGUCUGUCCACUUGUGUCCGUAAAAGUUUCUUCAUAAAAUUACACACUCCAAUGGCUAGCAAACACAGAAAACUCUUCCCUGAUGAAACAACAACAACCACAAACCAAACCCAAGAUUGCUAUGGCUUUUGUGACCCUGCAUGCCCUUACAAUUGUUACAAUAACCCUGAUUACUUCUUCUCUCCACCACCACCUUCUAUUUCACAUUCAAGCCAAGUUAAUCACAUAUCCUCCUACUUGAUCAUUCUUGUUACUCUAUUCACGGUCAUUUUUGUUGUGGUUGGUUUCUACGUGAUCAAAGUGAAGUGCUAUGCUGCAUGGUGCGGGUGGAGAUUCAACAACGGUUCCGUUCCCUCUCAAUCAGACACUGCUGAGGAGUUUCUCAAUGAGAACCAAGUUGAUCACCCCGUGUGGCUCAUUGCCACUGUGGGGUUGCAACAAUCGAUCAUCAACUCCAUCACGGUUUGCAAGUACAAGAAGAAUGAAAGGUUGGUUGAAGGAACCGAGUGUUCGGUGUGUUUGAACGAGUUUCAGGAAGAAGAGACUUUAAGACUCUUGCCAAAGUGCAACCAUGCUUUUCAUGUUCCUUGUAUUGACACUUGGUUGAGAUCACACACAAAUUGUCCUCUUUGUCGGGCUGGUAUUGUUUCUAGUAGUGUCAACUCUGAAGCACAAGCACCUGUGUCGAAUUCGGAGCAAGAAAAUGCAAAUUUGGAGAGGAAUCAAGAUACCCUUUUGGAGAAUUCAAGGAAUAAUGAAUGUGAUUUAAGCAGCAACAUGGUUGCAGGGGAAUCAAGUGAAGCACUUGAUGAAUCAAAUUCUAAGGAUAGGGUAAAUGAUCAAACUCAGAACGAUGUGGUUCUGAAUAUCGAGAUUCUAACAGAGACGGGAUCUGUUUCAACUACAGAAUCUGAAAGUGAAAGCCAUCGUGUUGUUGAUGAUCACAAACAACAUGAUGACACAAUGUUGAACACGGUUGAUCAACGGAAGCAAGAGCAAGAUGGUGAGUACUACUGCUCAAAAACGUGUAAAGCAAUGCGUCGUUCAUCUAUUGAAGAGUGUUUGCAUUUAAACCCGGUAUCUAUGAAAAGGUCGUUCUCCUCCUGCAAUGGAAGGAUUCUAACUUCGAGAGUUUAUAUGAGUCUAAACUCUAAACUCAAUUCAUCCCUAUUAGAGUUUUCAUUUUAUGAAAGAUGAACAUAUUGAUGAGUAACAUGAUGGUGUGAUGUCCAUUUUACUCUCAGAUUUUGAGGGCACCCUUAGGUUGGAGUUUGAACAUUUGGCAAUGGUUUAAACAGAAAAUUGUGAAAGAGAAAAGAGAUCAAUUUUAUUGAAGAAUAAAAUGUAAAUUGUAAUUGAAGUUUUAUCAAGUGCUGGGGCAUGUGAAAAUAACUCUUGUAUUUUUGUAUCACAAAAUCACAAUGUCCAGUGGCACUGCAGAACAGGUUUGCUCCCACAAAAUGGAAUGAGGUACAUUAAGUGCACUAUUUUUUGCUUCCAAAUUGUGUAUUGGUGUAAGUUUAGUUUUCCUUUAUUGGGGGGCUCAUAACUUGAAUACGAGAUUUUCGAUUCUUUACUUUCAAGUUUCAA
Glycine soja is the source of this 1613-nucleotide messenger RNA. RefSeq names its product RING-H2 finger protein ATL54-like. The record is from RefSeq and is a predicted model, not a curated record. Gene Ontology annotation, molecular function: transferase activity. Bases 75 to 1220 code for a protein of 381 amino acids. Gene Ontology annotation, biological process: protein ubiquitination. Lineage: Eukaryota; Viridiplantae; Streptophyta; Magnoliopsida; Fabales; Fabaceae. The transcript has a single exon.